GUAAACUCCCGGACUCCCAUAAAAUUGUUGAUUGUCAGUGAAUGUGUCAAAAAAAAGGUUGGAAAAAGUGAAUAAUAAAAGUUGAAUUUUUGCGAUUUUAUCUUGGGAGGGAAUUGAGUGAAUCCCUCGAGAAUCCCAAUCCUUUCGCAUUGGAGUAAUGCUCUGGGCAUUGUGUCCAUGUGAAAGUAUUGAGACAAUAUUUUAGGCGUGUGGAAAUGUUUCUUGUUGUCACAAGUGCUUAAGGGUAUCUUCUGAGAGAGGCUUCCCAAAUGGCUCAACCCAAUCAACCCCUGCCCAAGCCCUUUGUCGAGGAAGUCAAUUAUGAUGAAAUUGACCAUUUGGAGAUCGUCGGAAAGGGCUCUUUCGGGACAGUGUACAAGGCCAAGUGGCGAGAACACUUUGUGGCAGUGAAGUACAUUGAGCAGGAGCACGAGAGGAAUGCCUUUGCCGUGGAAGUGCGACAGCUGUCCCGGGUGGCACAUCCUAACAUUGUAGCCCUCUACGGAGCCUGCACGAAGAAGCCUCAUGUGUGCCUGGUGAUGGAAUAUGCUGAGGGAGGAUCCCUCUAUGCUGUUCUCCAUUGCACUCCCAAGCCAACCUACACGGCUGCUCAUGCCAUGAGCUGGGCUCGCCAAUGUGCUCUGGGAGUGGCCUAUUUGCACGACAUGAGUCCCAAACCAUUGAUUCACCGUGACCUGAAACCACCGAAUUUGCUGCUCGUUCAGGGCGGAACAGUGCUCAAGAUCUGCGAUUUCGGAACAGUGACGGACAAGGCCACACUCAUGACCAACAACAAAGGAAGUGCCGCCUGGAUGGCUCCAGAGGUCUUCGAGAGUUCCACUUACACUGAAAAGUGUGACGUUUUCAGCUGGGGAAUCAUCCUGUGGGAAGUUCUCUCCAGGGAGCAGCCCUUCAAGGAGAUCGAGCACACUUUCACAAUCAUGUGGAGCGUUCACAAGGGUCACCGUCCACCCCUGAUAGAGGGAUGCCCCAAACCUAUUGAGAAUCUUAUGACUUCAUGCUGGAACCCCGACCCCUCCCUCAGACCGUCAAUGUCAAAAGUUGUGGCCACAAUGGAGGGCCUAUGCAAGUUCUUUCCCGGAGGAGAUGUUCCCCUUGAGUACGAAGACAUUGAGGGGUGCAUAGACAACGAUGUGGACAGUUUGGACUUAAACCCAGAAUCUGACUAUGUCGAUUGGGGCUUUGGGACAGAGAGAGAUGCUACAAUUGGCACAAGAAGUUCUAGUCAUGUUGCUGAUCUUAUUGAAGUCUUCAACCACACAAACAUCGCGGCGCAGAAUCACGGGAAAAGUGAGGAAAAGCCCGAAGGUACAACUGCGAAAAAUCUACCACAGAGUGGAACACCUCUGGAACCAAUUUCCGUUCAGGUUGAUCCUAAUGCUUGGGAAUUGGAUCCAACCAGCGAGGAUUUGCAGACACUUCUGGGCAAUUUUGCCAACAGCGAAGGAAAAGAAAGAUUGAGUGUGACUGAGACAAGAAUCCCAGCUGACAAGGAUUCAGAGAAACAAACCACUACAAAUUGUGAUGCUGAGGAAGAUCGUGGUGAUAGCUAUACGUCACUAAAUUUAGAUUCAAUGCAUCUUAUGUUAGAACCCCAUCUGCGUCCUGCGACGCCAGAUCCUGAAAAUGAACUCUCCAUGCAAAUCUUCGAGGAGCAUAAACAACUUGCACAGAACUAUUUAAAGUUGCAGACAGAAAUUGCCUAUGUUACGAAAAACAGGGAUGAAUUACUUGCCGCAAUGAGUCCACAAGAGAGGCAGGCUCGUCAGGAAUAUUGUCAAAGACUGGAAGAGAAGGAAGCUCUGCUGAAACUGCAAGAAAACCUGAGACGACAGCUUGAAUUGCUGGAGAAAGCACCAAAGAACAACAAUAACUUUGGGAAUCCGCCUGAGUACAGUUUCAUCCAGCGAGAUGAACGAGAACAAUUUCUCCUGGAUGAACAGAGGCAGUUCCAGCAUCUCAAGGAGCAGCAACAGAAGCUGCGAAGUCAACAGAAUCAACCAAAUAACAAUCAAAGUCUUCAUGUGCCCACAAGGGUGGCCCCUCCUGUGCCCGAUUGGGUUCUAAUUCCAUCGAAUAACAACUUUGAGAAUGACGGAAAAGAGUCCAUACACUGAAAUCUAUUUUGUAGAAACUCCCCGCGCGACCCCUCCAAACCCCAAGAACCCAACAUGAUGUGAUAUUUUCCUGCUAACAAAUGGAAAUAUUUUAGAAGAUUUCUCACAGAAAUUUUAUUAAGGGAAGCAAUUUUGAAGAAAAAAAUCAUUCUGUGAGAAAUUUUCUCCUUUGACCUUUUGUCCCACAUUUUUUUACUGCAUACAUUAGUUUUUUUUGUAAACUUUUCAACUCUCUUUUUGUAACAUUUUACUAUACCGCAAUCAAUGUGCCAAUAAUUUUAUUCACUAACGAUGAAACGAUAUAAAUAUUUAUCUUUGAAGCAUUGUUCACAUGUUACUAAAUAUUUAAUCGUAUUAAAUAUUUUGAUCCCAUCCUGUGCUUCGAUUGGCUGAUAAAUAAUCAUGAAAUUUCCCGAUAGAUGGCAGUGACAAAGAAACGCCAAUAAAACAAAAGAAGUCACUAAAAACUUCAAAAGAGAAAUAUAAAAAGAUAAAUAAAUGUGAAUAAUGCUAAACUCAUAAAAAAAAAAUUAUAGUAUUUGUCUCGAGAUUUUAUCUUCUUUUUUUUUAAGUCUUCUCAAUGUGGGACAUAAUUUUUCAAAAGAAAAUCACUGUACUUAUAGAAUUGUUUGUUAAAACAUUAAGAGAGAGUCAUAUUUAUUUCACGUUGAAAUAAAGUCCCUUAUAAUUAUUAAUAAAGAAAAUAUUUUAUCAAA
This is a messenger RNA of Phlebotomus papatasi, 2854 nucleotides long. RefSeq names its product mitogen-activated protein kinase kinase kinase 7 (gene Tak1). Gene Ontology annotation, molecular function: ATP binding; magnesium ion binding; MAP kinase kinase kinase activity. Bases 270 to 2138 code for a protein of 622 amino acids. The record is from RefSeq and is a predicted model, not a curated record. The transcript has 8 exons. Gene Ontology annotation, biological process: JNK cascade; positive regulation of canonical NF-kappaB signal transduction; protein phosphorylation. NCBI's taxonomy places the organism in Eukaryota, Metazoa, Arthropoda, Insecta, Diptera, Psychodidae.